Messenger RNA from Paramacrobiotus metropolitanus, 4906 nucleotides. RefSeq names its product plasma membrane calcium-transporting ATPase 2-like. Gene Ontology annotation, cellular component: membrane; intracellular membrane-bounded organelle. The coding region runs from base 503 to 4177 and encodes 1224 amino acids. Gene Ontology annotation, biological process: regulation of cytosolic calcium ion concentration; calcium ion transmembrane transport. The transcript is spliced from 18 exons. The record is from RefSeq and is a predicted model, not a curated record. Gene Ontology annotation, molecular function: ATP binding; P-type calcium transporter activity; ATP hydrolysis activity. NCBI's taxonomy places the organism in Eukaryota, Metazoa, Tardigrada, Eutardigrada, Parachela, Macrobiotidae.
GACAAGCCGAUAGGAUCAGUUUGAUUUCAGCCUUGCCAAAUGCCAGCUGCAGCGCAGGCUGGAUAUGGGAUAUUUUAUUGGAUCUCCGUUUAUGCAUGAAUUGCAUAUGUACUCAAGUUGUUUUUGGGGGUAUAAUUAGACGAGUAACUCAUUUUUUAGUUGGGUAUUGUUUGGUUUUGAUGAUUGUUUCGCACAUGGAACCUACAUGAAACCAGCUGUGCCGUAGCUGCAGGGACGAUCGUUUGUCGUGGGCGACUCGGAUUCAUUCCAUCCAGGCCAGGCCGAUCCUUCGGCAGUUUUGCGCUUCCGUUCUACUAGGCUGACUGUUGCUGCUGUUGCCGUAUUGGCAUCGAUUGAGUGAGAGACGCGAGAGAUCGACAUUGCUCUUCGGUCCGACCCGACACAAGAUCGCUUGGGGCAGCGCGCGCUCGGUCUGUUGCGGGCAUCAGUGCUGUUAUUUCAAAUAACAUACUGAUACUGCCAGAAUUUCCAUUUUUGGGAAAUGGGUAAAAAGAAGGCUGCCGACGAUGGAGCCGGGGGUGCGAGGCACCCAGACUUCCCUCUAACGGCCCAAGAAUUGUCAGAGUUGAUGCGCACUCGGGGCGAAGAGGCUCGACAAAUUAUUGAUCAGAAAUAUGGCGGAACCCUGGAGUUGUGCAAAAAAUUGAAAACGUCUCCCAAUACAGGAUUAACCGGCAGUGAAGAGGAAGCCGACAUUAGGCGGCAAGUGUACGGUGCCAACGUGAUUCCCCCCAAACCCCCCAAAGCCUUUCUUCGCUUAGUUUGGGAAGCCCUUCAAGACUUAACGCUUAUUAUCUUGGAGGUUGCAGCUGUGAUUUCCCUUGUUUUAUCUUUUAUUCAUUUUCCUGAUGACGACGAUGAGCAUAAAGAACAAGAAGCCAAUGUUGAAUGGAUUGAAUCUGUGGCCAUUAUCGUAUCGGUCCUGGUUGUAGUAUUCGUGACGGCAUUCAACGAUUAUACCAAAGAGCGGCAGUUUCGAGGGUUGCAGAGUAAAAUCGACACCGAACAUAAAAUUGCGGCUAUCCGCAAUAGUGAGGUGGUCCAGGUGCCUGUUAAAGAACUUCUUGUUGGGGAUAUAUGUCAAGUGAAAUAUGGUGAUCUCCUGCCGGCGGAUGGUAUUGUUAUUCAAAGCAAUGAUCUUAAGGUAGAUGAAAGCUCUCUAACCGGCGAAUCUGAUCACAUUAAGAAAAGCGCCCAAAACGAUCCCACAUUGUUAUCGGGGACGAACAUUAUGGAAGGCAGUGCCAAAAUGGUCGUGAUAGCUGUUGGUCUGAACUCCCAAACCGGCAUAAUAUUCAAAUUGUUGGGCGCGGCGAAAGAGAAGAAAAAAGAAAAGGGCGCUGCUAACCAGUCUGAUGGAAACAACAUUCCCAUGACCCAGGUGAACGGAGGGUCUAGCAACAACCCUGGAGCGGCAGCGGAUAAGGCGGCGGUUGCUGCCGUUGCUGCGCCAGGUGUCGAGGAAGAGGAAGGCGAAUCAGGGACUGAACGCUCCGUCCUACAAGCCAAGCUGACCAAACUGGCGAUACAGAUCGGAAAAGCGGGAUCCAUCAUUGCAUUGCUGACCGUUGUGGUGUUGGUGGUCAAAUUCUGUGUGGUGACCUAUGCCAUAGACGGAAAAGAAUGGAAGCUUAAUCACAUUCAAAGGUUCGUCAGAUUUGUAAUCAUUGGUGUCACCGUGCUGGUGGUGGCCGUUCCCGAAGGACUUCCGUUGGCUGUCACUCUCUCUUUGGCGUAUUCUGUGAAGAAAAUGAUGAAAGAUAACAACCUGGUUCGCCAUUUGGAUGCUUGUGAAACGAUGGGCAAUGCUACGGCUAUAUGCUCAGAUAAAACCGGCACGCUUACUACCAAUCGAAUGACUUGCGUUCAAACUUAUAUUGGAGGUGUGCAUUACAAAUCGACUCCAGCGCAUUCGGAUCUGCCCCCGAAGAUCACUAGCGUGGUCAGCGAAGGUGUAGCCGUUAAUAGUGGUUAUACUUCCCAAAUGAUGCCUUCAGAUAAACCUGGUGAACUUCCGAAGCAAUUAGGCAACAAAACGGAAUGUGCGCUACUUGGAUUUGUGAAUGCCAUUGGAUUGAGUUUUGAAAAAAUACGACUGGAACAUCCAGAGGAGAGCUUGCAUAAAGUUUACACAUUCAACUCUGCAAGAAAAUCCAUGUCCACCGUUAUCAAACUACCGAAUGGCGUGGGAUUCCGCGUACACACCAAAGGUGCUUCAGAAUGGGUGAUGCGCAGCUGCAAAUUUAUUGUCGGCCAGAACGCAGAAAUUCUGACUUUUGGAGAAGCGGAUGAGCAUCGUUUGAUCGCAGAAGUGGUGGAACCAAUGGCGAAAGAUGGUUUGAGAACAAUCGGCGCAGCGUAUAAAGAUAUGAUCUUCUCUGGCAAAGGGAAUCCCGGGCCCAAUGACGAAGUCAUCGAGUCAGAGCCUAACUGGGACGACGAAGAGCGUUGUCUGGGAAGUAUGACCAUGCUGGCCGUGUUUGGUAUCGAAGAUCCAGUGCGUGAUGAAGUGCCUGCUGCCAUUCGCAAGUGUCAGCGCGCUGGCAUUACUGUGCGUAUGGUUACUGGAGAUAACAUUAAUACAGCGCGGUCUAUUGCGCGAAAAUGCGGCAUUCUUCGCGAGAGUGAUCCAGACGGAGUGGGCAUUAUGGAAGGAAAGGAUUUCAACCAGCGCGUACGCGACUCUGGCGGUGUGGUUCGUCAAACACUUAUUGACAAAGUGUGGCCUACGCUAAAGGUAUUGGCUCGUUCGUCACCACAGGACAAGUACAUCCUGGUCAAAGGGAUUAUUGACAGCACUGUGAAUGCCAAUCGUGAAGUUGUAGCAGUAACGGGGGACGGUACGAAUGAUGGGCCGGCGUUAAAGAAAGCUGAUGUUGGCUUUGCUAUGGGCAUUACUGGAACGGAUGUUGCCAAAGAAGCCUGUGAUAUUAUCCUCACGGAUGAUAACUUCACGAGCAUCGUAAAAGCCUGCAUGUGGGGUCGUAAUGUCUACGACAGCAUUGCCAAAUUUCUGCAGUUCCAACUGACGGUCAACGUUGUGGCUGUUGUUGUGGCAUUUUUGGGCGCAUGCUUUCUUGGGGAAACGCCUCUUCGAGCUGUUCAAAUGCUUUGGGUGAAUUUAAUUAUGGACACUUUGGCUUCGUUGGCGCUGGCAACCGAACCACCAACGGAAGAUCUUUUAAAUCGUAAACCUUAUGGGCGAACUAAGCCGUUGAUUUCACGUACAAUGAUGAAGAACAUUCUUGGACAGUCGGUUUACCAGUUAACAGUGAUUUUGGUGAUGUUAUUCAAAGGGGCUGAUUUAUUCGAUAUUGAAGAUGGUCAAAAAUAUGGAGCUCUGCCAUCAGUCCAUUUUACCAUUAUUUUUAAUACAUUUGUCCUGAUGACUCUUUUUAACGAAAUUAAUGCCAGGAAAAUCCACGGUGAACGCAAUGUAUUUGCCGGAAUUCACAGGAAUCCAAUUUUUCUGAUCAUAUGGGUAGGGACAGUUGUGUCCCAGGUGAUUUUAAUUGAGUAUGGAAGUUACGCAUUUUCGACUUUAAGUCUGACGCCAGAGCAGUGGAUGUGGUGUUUAUUAUUUGGAGUCGGCACGCUGGUGUGGCAGCAACUGGUCACCUCCAUUCCUACUCGGAAGAUACCAAAGUUUAUGCGCUGGGGUGAGAAAGUGCCCACCGAUGAUGAUAUCGAGCGCGCUCUGGGUGACCAUGGGGAUUUCAAUGCGGAUGGUACGCGCCGGGGCACCCGCCAUGGCCAGAUUUUGUGGAUGAGAAGUCUGACGCGGUUACAGCAACAGUUGCGAGUGGUGCGCGCUUUCAAAUCUACGCUUGAGGACAUAGAGGACCGCCGCAGUUCGGCCAGCGUUCCCAGUUUGGGAGCGCGUGGACGCGGCUAUAGUGCGCGACCCUAUUCCUACGUUGAUAUACCCUACGUAGAUGAUACACGCAACCCCGCGUUAUCCCCCAAUGACCUUCCCUAUGAAUCGUAUCUGACACGUCAGCCUACCUUGCCUGAGCUUCCAGAUAACAGUACUACAGCGACAACAACAGCGAAAGUACACGCUGAUACAUAUGUUCGACAAGAGCAUGAAACUGAUACCAGACCAGAACGGGCGCCGCUGCUUAACAAGAACGGCGGCAACACACGUUUAGCUUAAGAGAAGUUAUGUAUAUUUCUGUUACAUUCGCAUUCUUUCGGCUUUUUAUGGCGGUUUGAUAAACUAUAGUUUUCGUUGAAAAUUUUUUGAUGAUGGUAAUUUGAACAGACGCCUGUGGUAAUUGAUGGAUGGGUAUCAAUUAUUCGGAGUCCAUCGCAAGUGGCCUUACAACGUGUUCUCACGUAAAUGUGCUUCUGUAAUGAUCCCGUGCUUCUCCGUGCUGCUAAAAGUACUUGUCUAAGGAUGCUGUCGUACGCCCGGCUGUUAUAAACACGUGUGCAACUAUUUGCUUGUUUUUUAAGUUUAUCAUGAGCUUUAAGCUAGCACAAUUCGGUUAUAUCCUGCCCAUAUUUUGCUUGCUGGGAAAUGACGCUGGACAGUUGAUGCGUCUGCUCAUAUCGCUUCAGUCCAUAUGGUUUCCGUUUGUUUUUUUAAAGAAAGCGACAACUUGUGUUUUGUUUUAAGUUAACUUUUUAUUGCUUCAUUUGUUAUUGUGAUGUGUUGUUAAAGUUAAUAUUUACCGACUGAAAAAAGUUCGUUUGAAAUGAGAGAAUUAUGUUACAUUUUGUUCUUUUGAACUAUUGUGACGCACGAACCGUAUUCCAUGGUUUUAUAAAAUUGUUUAUGUAAGUAUAAAGCCUGAUCUAACAGAAAUGAUUUCGGCACCUUGCUUGUUAGGGCCAUGUAAUUCUUAUAGAAGUUUUAAUAGUCUAUAAUUUGCCAACCGUG